Trichomonas vaginalis G3 is the source of this 2217-nucleotide messenger RNA. Its product is annotated as von Willebrand factor A domain-containing protein 5A family. The transcript has a single exon. The record is from RefSeq and is a predicted model, not a curated record. Lineage: Eukaryota; Parabasalia; Trichomonadida; Trichomonadidae. Bases 1 to 2217 code for a protein of 738 amino acids.
AUGAGCAAAACACCUUCUAUAAUAUCAGGCAAAUCACAACCAAUAAAAAAGAUAAGUAUUGAUGGUGAUGUAUUUGAUGGCAUUUGCGCAACUUGUUUCAAAGUUUUCUUCGAAAAUAAAAGGGAUGAUCCAAUUGAAAUCAGUUUCUCAUCCCCACUCCCCAUUGGUGUAGCCGCUACACAUUUUGAUAUCGAAUACGCCGGAAAGAAAGUCACAUCUAGGAUUUCUGACAAAGAAGAUGCAAAAUUAGAGUAUGAUGACGCUAUUGCAAGUUCAGAAUUUGCAGCAAUUGUUCAAUCUACAUCCACUAAUGAGCUUAGAAUCGAUAUCGGACCUCUUGGACCAACAGAGAAUUGUAUUCUCUCUUUAUACUACGAUAUUGGAAUGACAGCACUUUCAGACGGUUUCUUACUUAUUUUACCAACAGCAAUUUCUGACAGCAAGGAUAUAUUAUGCCUUGGUUUGAAUCCUCCUCCAAUUGAAUUAAAUCUUCAUAUCAAAGAUUCACAGAAGAUUGAGCAGAUUACAACACCUUUCACAGAAACUAAGAUCGAUUUACCAAAUGGAUUGGUAACAUCCAGUGAUUUAAAGCUUUUCCAUCCUUUCCACGUUGUUAUCAAGUAUCAAGAACCAUUAGUCGCCAGAUGUCUUGUUUCAACAAUUAAUAACAACUCUUAUAUACGCUUUAGUGCUACUUCUCCUAACGGAAUUCGUCAGCACAGCUCAGUUUUCAGUUUAUUGGUCGAACACUCAGCAAAUGUAACUCCAAACGAAUUUUCCAUAUUACUUAGGGCUUUAGAGUUCUUUAUGAUCUCAUUACCAACAGAUUGCCCUGUAAAUGUUUACAAUUACGGAAAAUAUAAUAAUUCAAUGUUCGAAACUCCAGCAGUUUUAGAUACCAAUGAGAUGAGAACAAAGGCACUUAACUUCUCAAGGAAUCCGAUUCCUAAAGAAGAAGCUCAUACCACUUUACAAGAAAUUAUCAACAAAUCUACCGAAAAAGUUAAAGAUUUACAACAAGAAAAGGUUCUUAUAAUAAUAGGUGCUCCAUGCGAAGAACAACUAACCCUUCCAGAGGACUCCAUUGUUAUUAUGGUCGAUCCUUUCUCUCAAGGCAACAUUGAAGAGAUCUCCAAGCGUAAUAAUGCGAUUUAUCUUCCUGUUCCCGACGAGCAAUCGCUUGUUGGAGCCUUGUUAUCAGUAAUUAAUAUAACUGGAUGCGGAUUAAUCGGUGAUUGCAAGUUAGUUGUCGAUGGAAACGAGAUCCCAAUAUCUCCUUUGAUUCCUGGCAUGGCGUUUUCGCUUUCACAUAAAGUUCAAUCCCCGAAAAUCGAAAAAGUUGAAUUUUAUUAUGGAAACGAAAUCUUCGUAAACGCUGUUAUCUCUCACACUGAUAAUCCUGCUGUGAGAACAAUCUGGGCUCUGCAGGAAUAUAUCGGAAAUAGCGAAGAUGAAGAUGUCAUAAACGCAAUUAUGACUCCUGACAGGCCAUGCGUUGCAGUUAUCGAAAGAGAUGAAGAAAUGGAAGGCGAUAUCACCCUUGUUCAAACUAAAAUGUCAAGUGUUGGUUUACAAUGGGAAGAAAAAACUCUGAAAAAGGGAGAACCACAACCAAACCCAGUUCCACUUCCUCGUCCAAUGCCAUAUCCUCCCUUUCACACAAUGCCAUAUGUUUAUCCAGUAAAUGGUCGGACUAUUAAUCAAAGGAAUCUUGAUCCAAGUGCAAUUAUUCAGUUAGAUCAUUUUGAUGAACAUCCUGAACUACCAAGCGAUCGCGUUAUUAUACAUCCACCGCCUCCACCUAAAAAAGAUGAAGAGAAACCUCAAGAAAAAUACGAAAUUAAGAAGAUUGACUACCAGAAAAUGCUUAACGAGGAGAAUAAAAGAAGGAAAGAGGCAUUGGAAAGAACUAUUUCAUCAAAGAAACCUUUCUUCCUCUUGAAACUUCUUCAGAUUCAAAAUGCAGACGGAAGUUGGAGUGAUAAGAACAAACUUAAGAUUUGUUGUGGAUUUGAUAUCCCUGAAACACCAACAAUUGAUGUUCCAAAUGAAGUUUUCUUGACAAUUUUCGUAAUUUGCUGCCUUCAUUUAAGAGGAAUGAAGGAUGUUCAGUUAUGGGAACUUGCUGUUAAGAAAUCUUUCUUGUUCUUGCAGAAGUUUGAUGCUAACAGAAACUGGGAAGAAGAUAUUGAAAAAUUAAUGAACAAUAUGAAGUAA